AUGUGGAUUCUUUCUUUCUGGGUAUUCCCCGUCAUCUCAGGAUGCGUGUGGUUAGAGAUCUUCCACGGCUGUAUAUAUACGACGACUAACAAGACUGUAGCCACGUUGAUUGCCAUGCUUGGAGCAUGGGCGGCAGAUGGAAAGCCGCAUUAUUCCACCAUGAGUGCUGGGGAGACUAUUCCGUACAUUUCGCAUAUAGGUGCCGAAGGGAUCAAGCCGCUGUUUAUUGCCGGUAGUGCAGUGACAGUUGUCUUCAUGGAUCUGUCUCUCUUGUCGGAGCGUUGGCUUCGACACGCUGGCCAAUUAGCUAGGAAUAAGGGACGAUUCGACAAAGCCUGUGCCAUUGGAUCUAUUGCGUUCUCUAUCACUGGAGCUCUGGGGUUAAUCUUGCUGUCUAUCUUCGACACGAAACAUCACCAACACGAACACUACGGGUUUUUAAUUAUGUUCAUCGUGAGCUACGUGAUCUGCGCCAUCCUGGUAUGUCUGGAAUACUUGCAAAUCGGCCGAUUCUACCAUCCCCAAGCCCGAAUCUUGCUCGUCAGCUUUGCCAUCAAAGCACUCUUUAUCGUUGGUGAAAUCGGCGUCGCAAUUGGAUUUGGUAAUGUAUCUGCUGUUUUGGAAUGGGUUGCUGCACUUAUCUUCGCUUUCUUUGUCUUUUCCUUUGUUAUUGACUUGCUGCCCUCUGUCCGGACUAAGAAACGUGUUCCCCAGGGCGAAAAGUAUUUGUGGCCUGGUACUAGUACCCCUGGUAGUGUGACGGGGAACCGUCCCAUUGACUUCUAG
Penicillium soppii is the source of this 786-nucleotide messenger RNA. Its product is annotated as Frag1/DRAM/Sfk1 family protein. Gene Ontology annotation, cellular component: plasma membrane. NCBI's taxonomy places the organism in Eukaryota, Fungi, Ascomycota, Eurotiomycetes, Eurotiales, Aspergillaceae. The record is from RefSeq and is a predicted model, not a curated record. The transcript has 6 exons. The coding region runs from base 1 to 786 and encodes 261 amino acids.